AUGGAUCCCACCGGUGGGCGCGAUUCGCGCUACAAUCUGAACUACAGCAUGAGCAUGAUGAGCGAAUCGCCAGAGAUCUACGGCAACCCGAACGUGUCUCUGGCGCGUCCACCAAGCGGCGGGUUGGUCGGGCAGGUGAUGUCCCGCGGUGGGACUGGUGGGGCCGGGCUGAUGAACGCCAACGGGCCACAGUGCGGUGGGCUGUCCCGUGGAAUUAAGCGCACCAACUCGGAUUGCUACGACGACCGGCAGCAGUUGGUCGGGUCACAGACCAUGACCGGGCUGGAUGGGUGUACCGUCGGGUCCGAGGUGGUUGACGACAGCUACACCUCGCUGCAACCGAAAAAGUCGCCACCAAGUAAUGGGAAGAAGACGAAGGGUCGCGUUAAGAUCAAAAUGGAGUACAUCGACAACAAGCUGCGGCGGUACACGACGUUCUCCAAGCGCAAGACCGGCAUUAUGAAGAAGGCGUACGAACUGUCCACGCUGACAGGCACGCAAGUGAUGCUGCUGGUGGCUUCCGAAACCGGUCACGUGUACACGUUUGCGACGCGCAAGCUGCAGCCGAUGAUCACGUCGGAGGCGGGCAAGGCGCUCAUCCAGACCUGCCUGAACUCGCCCGACCCACCGACGGGUUCAUCCGGCGACCAGCGCAUGUCCGCGACCGGCUUCGAGGAGACCGAACUCAGCUACAACAUCGGCGACGAGGACUCCAAAGUAAGGCAACUAGUGUACGGCCACGGCCACCACGGGCAUGCUCAUUUAGGUCACCCCCAGACUGGCCACUACGGGCUCGAUCAGGGCCUGAUGCAGCAGCCGUACCCCGGCGGUCAGGGAUCCCCGCUCUCCCACGCUCAGUCCUACCCGCCGCACUCCGGCCACACGCACCAUUCCCACAUCCCGCACCACUCCCACACGCACAUGACUCACGCGCACGCGCAACGGUAG
Messenger RNA from Anopheles nili, 948 nucleotides. It is a transcript of the gene bs, whose product is annotated as serum response factor homolog. The transcript has 3 exons. NCBI's taxonomy places the organism in Eukaryota, Metazoa, Arthropoda, Insecta, Diptera, Culicidae. Gene Ontology annotation, molecular function: protein dimerization activity; DNA-binding transcription factor activity, RNA polymerase II-specific; RNA polymerase II cis-regulatory region sequence-specific DNA binding. Bases 1 to 948 code for a protein of 315 amino acids. The record is from RefSeq and is a predicted model, not a curated record. Gene Ontology annotation, biological process: positive regulation of transcription by RNA polymerase II.